Dendrobium catenatum is the source of this 855-nucleotide messenger RNA. RefSeq names its product ORM1-like protein 2. The record is from RefSeq and is a predicted model, not a curated record. Bases 114 to 587 code for a protein of 157 amino acids. Gene Ontology annotation, biological process: negative regulation of ceramide biosynthetic process; ceramide metabolic process; intracellular sphingolipid homeostasis. NCBI's taxonomy places the organism in Eukaryota, Viridiplantae, Streptophyta, Magnoliopsida, Asparagales, Orchidaceae. The transcript has 3 exons. Gene Ontology annotation, cellular component: endoplasmic reticulum membrane.
UCAGUCUUCUCACUUCUGAACGCGCGUGGGACGGAAAAGGAGCUUUCUUCUCAUCUCCUAGGAUCGCGAUACCUUCUUCUUCUUCUUCUUCUUCUUUUCUUCUAGUCGAGGAGAUGGGGAAGCUGUACGCGAAGACUGUGCCUCCGCCGGAUCUGAACAAGAAUACGGAAUGGUUCAUGUACCCGGGUGUGUGGACGACUUAUAUCUUCUUCCUUUUCUUCUUCUGGCUCAUCGUCCUCUCCGUCUUCGGCUGCAACACCGGAAUGGCAUGGACGAUCGUGAACCUCGCCCAUUUUGUUGUUACAUAUCAGUUUUUUCAUUGGAAGAAGGGAACUCCCUUCGCAGAAGACCAGGGUAUCUACAACAGGCUUACUUGGUGGGAACAAAUUGAUAGCGGAAAACAACUUACUAGCAACAGGAAAUUCUUGACAAUUGUACCUGUGGUCUUGUACUUGAUAGCCUCUCACACAACUGAUUACCAACACCCGAUGCUUUUCCUCAACACGGUCGCUGUGUUCGUGCUAGUCAUUGCCAAGUUUCCGAACAUGCACAAGGUCCGAAUUUUCGGGAUUAAUGCUGGCCAUUGAGCCGGCCGGCAGGAAACAUGGAACAAACGAUUCAUCUCCUCAGUCAAGUUCACACUCUAUUUGCGGUACUUGUUUGUAUAAAUCUCUGCAACAUAGAACUAUGGUAUGCUUCAGUAGACUCCACCUUCUGUUUCUUUUGCUUGGUCUCAACGUACGGUUUCAUAUUCUCUCCAAUUAUCAUAUCAAUUUAUAUGUAUUGUAUCUGCGAAGAAGGUGCUGUGGAUCUUACAAAAUUUUAUCUUUAUAAUGAUUUUUUUUAUUCUCAUGA